AUGGAGAUAGAACCAGCCACAACCAACGAAGAGGGUGUUGCAGAAAAUGGUGAGACGAUGGGAGUUUCUGCAAAGAGAGGGAUGUAUCUUGUGUGGGAAGAUUUAACUGUGGUGGUUCCAAAUUUUGGGAAUGGACACACCAAGAGAUUGAUUAACGGGUUGAGUGGAUAUGCUGAACCUAACAGAAUCAUGGCUAUCAUGGGUCCUUCUGGCUCUGGAAAAUCCACUCUUCUUGAUGCUUUAGCAGACACAAUGCUGGGAACACUAACGGUGAGAGAGACAAUAAAUUACUCAGCGAAACUAAGGCUUCCAAGUAGCAUGAGGAAAGAAGAGGUGAAUGAGAUAAUAGAGGGAACAAUUACGGAGAUGGGUCUUGAAGAAUGUGCAGAUAGGAUAAUAGGGAAUUGGCACUUGAGAGGUAUAAGCGGUGGAGAAAAGAGAAGGCUAAGCAUAGCACUUGAAAUCCUCACAAGGCCUUCUCUCUUGUUCCUUGAUGAACCCACCAGUGGUCUCGACAGUGCCUCAGCAUAUUUUGUUGCCCAAACUUUGAGAAAUUUGGCUCAUGAUGCCAAGACUGUUAUCUCUUCUAUUCACCAACCGAGCAGUGAGGUUUUUGCUCUCUUUGACCAUCUCUUUCUUCUUUCUGGGGGUCAAACAAUAUACUUUGGACCUGCACAAAAGGCAACUGAGUUCUUUUACAAUGCAGGAUUCCCAUGUCCAAGUAGAAGAAACCCUUCUGAUCAUUUCCUCCGUUGUAUCAAUUCAGACUUCGACGCUGUCACAACCACUAUGAUGGCCUCUCAAACACUCCAU
This is a messenger RNA of Sphenostylis stenocarpa, 813 nucleotides long. The record is from the annotation of a GenBank genome assembly. Lineage: Eukaryota; Viridiplantae; Streptophyta; Magnoliopsida; Fabales; Fabaceae.